Molecule: messenger RNA, 3453 nt
Organism: Mytilus trossulus (common blue mussel)
Lineage: Eukaryota; Metazoa; Mollusca; Bivalvia; Mytilida; Mytilidae
Product: protein MTSS 2-like
Exons: 16
Coding region: 283-3099 (938 amino acids)
Biological process (GO): plasma membrane organization; cell projection assembly
Cellular component (GO): actin cytoskeleton; cytoplasmic side of plasma membrane
Molecular function (GO): phospholipid binding; actin binding
Source: RefSeq, a predicted model, not a curated record
AUCAGAGCGGAAAUGAUAUCCGUUCGGUUAACACGCUUAUGUUUGAGGACAACAAUGACUGAAAAACUACCCUAAAACAGGAUUAAUUGUAUAUAUUUCGAUUUGUCCAUUGGAAUGGCGAUUCCAUUUUCCAUAUGGAUUACUUAGGGCCUGUUAUUGUGUGUAUUUAUUUCAUUUCGGAUUAGAUUUUAUUCACUUUCACUAUCGAUUUGCCUUGUUGUGAUCGGAAGUGCUUUAUUUUCAAUAUUCAAAUACAGGAAUAUUAUAUGUAACAAAAGGAAUAUGUCCACAAUGAGUCAACAGCAAAUGGAGGGAGGCAUGGAUAAAGAUUGUAGUGCUCUAGGAAUGUUUUUUCAGACAAUUAUAAAUGAUAUGAGGGGUAGUUCAGUUAUAUGGGAAGAUUUUACAAGUAAAGCAGCCAAACUUCAUUCCUCUCUUAAAGCUACACUUGGAGCAAUAGGAGGAUUUUUAGAUGCCUUCCAGAAAGUGGCCGACAUGGCCACUGGGUCUAGAGGAGCCACAAAAGAGAUUGGAUCAGCCCUUACAAGGUUAUGUAUGAGGCAUAAAAGUAUCGAGACUAAAUUGAAGACAUUAACAAGUUCCAUCGUAGAUAAUCUAGUAACACCUCUUCAAGAAAAGAGUGAAGAUUGGAAGAAAACAGUUGCUCAGUUAGACAAAGAACAUGCCAAAGAAUACAAGAAAGCGCGUCAAGAAAUCAAGAAAUGUGCUACAGACACCAUGAGAUUACAGAAGAAAGUCAAGAAAGGUAAAUCAGACAUGCAAACAAAGUUAGAUCAUGCUAUGAAAGAUGUGACAGAUAAGUACAUGAUGUUAGAGGAAGCAGAGAAGUCGGCUGUAAGGACAGCACUGAUUGAGGAAAGAUCCAGAUUCUGUUUGUUUAUCAGUUGUCUUAGACCUUUUGUUGAACAUGAGAUUAGCUUACUAACAGAAAUCACCCAUUUACAAGAUAUAACCCACAGUUUGUGUUUGAUGGCAGGUGAACCUAACACACUACCAUCGUCCAGUGAACAGUUUAUUAUGGAUAUAAAAGGCUCAGAUAGCUCCACUUUCUUCAACAACCUUGGUGGGCCAAGCCCUCCAAGCUCACCAAGUUCCAUCGGUUCAAGAAAGUCCAGUAUGUGCAGUAUCAGUAGUAUAAAUAGUUCAUCUAGUGGUUCAGUACAGUCGCACUCACCCAGUCAUCAUACCAGGAACCGUAACUCUUUACAGCAAUUUCCCAUGGGUACAAUACGCUUACAAAGUGUUUCAUCACAGGACUCGGGAUUCACUUCUCAAGAUACAUUGUUUCAGCGACCAGUCACCCCAUCGUCACUUAAUAUUAGACAGAAGGAUGGUGACAGUGCUAGUAUAGGUGGUCAUUCAGAUACUGCAGAUUCUUCAUCGUCAACACCCUCUGAUAAUACACCAUCAGCUAGUUCUACCUGGACAAACUGGCCGAAUCAACCAAUUACCACAAAGCCUGACACCAACAUAAGACCACACACGAUUUCCUCAGCAUAUGAGAAAAAUCACACCAGGCCUGCUUUGUCUGCUCAGUUGUUUGAACCUCCACUACAGGAGAGUGCCGAAGACGAAGAAGUUCAGAUGAGACAUCCACAUAAGAAGAAGACACAUAGUAUAGCAGAAUCACCAUAUACACGCCCCCCUUCAGCUUCAAUUAACAAAAUGCAACCCGUACUUCCUCCGCUGGCACCAAAACCAAAAGUUAAAGCAGUACCACCUCCAAAAAUCCCAUUAUCAGAUGCUGAGCAGCCAGCUUAUGUGAAUCUGACUGAUCUUGCCAACAUGGAGAAGGAUCGCCAAAGAGAACAGAGUACAGACAGUGACAGAACACCAACAGAUAAAAGUCCCCCUGACACAGCUCCUAUACAGUCCGGGUACCCCAUGGACUUGGAGGAAGCUAUCAAAGAUCUUGAUACAUGUACUGCCGCAUUACAUACAGAAUUUGAAACUGUUGAAUUGAGGAAAGGGAUGAAGAGAAAGCAGAAUUCAAUGGAGCUGGCUAAAGCUAUCCAGGAACUAGAGGCUAGUACUGCAGCUUUAGCAUGUAAUUAUGAGACAUCUAGUAAUGCCAGUCAACACUCACUACAGUGCUCUAGUGGAUACGGUACCAUGAACAGUACUCCAUCAAGUUCUGAAGAUGCUAUUGCUACUGGGGACUUUACUCUCACUAGAAAUAAGACAGAUCAAGAAAAAUAUUAUACAAUUCCUAGAAAUUCAGAAAUAGGAAAUGUUUAUAAAGCUGUAUUACAAGCCAAACGACCCGCAUCUACAGCAGGUAUUCCAGUGUCUGGUGUGGGAUUAGGAAGGAGAAGUUCAAUGAAUCAACAGCAGAGUAAACCCCCACCUCCUGUAAGAAGGUCCUCCUCAAUUACCACUGCUAAUCCUGCAGUACUGCAGAAAUUACGUAAAACACCACCUCGUGAACAACCACCAAUUACUCAAUCUAUGAGUAGACCUGGUUCACAUCGUAGAAGUGGCAGUUCUGGAAGUCAAUCAGAGCCUGCUUAUGCUGAACUACAAGAGAUCCAGCAGAGCAUCCAAGCAAGACAAAGUCGUCAGGAACACCAAGAAAUUAUUUAUGCGUCAACAACUGCUGCUCAAAAUCCAUACAAUCAACACAAUUCACAAUAUGUGCCUAAUUCACAACCAAUAUAUGGGCAUGCUGUUCCUCCAGAUGCUCGUGCCAUGAUGCCACCACCAAGUGGACCACCCCCAAGUGGGCCACCAUAUUCUCAGACUGGUAUGCCACAUUAUAGCCAAAAUCUCCCUGCUGGUCAGGCUGAUAUGGUUAAGAAACUGAAUGCACGAUUCGCUGCAAUGAAUGCUUCAUUACAAGAAGAGGAACUACCCCCUCCCCCUGCAGACAUUAUGCCUGAUCCAGAUUUGCCUCCACCCCCAUCAGCAGAGGAACUUCAGGAAAUAGGAUGCACAUUUAGUCAAGCCCCACCCCCUGUAUAUUCUAAACCCCAAACAAACAAUAGCAGUGACAGUAUUCGUGCUUCUCUAGUGUCUGAACUCAAAUCAGGACCUCGAUUAAAACGUGUCAAUUCUAAAGAUGAGGGUUCAGAAUGCUAGUAUCCUGAGAACCUUAGAAGUAGAUUUGUGUUUUGUUGGGUUUUUUUAAUGUGUGACAGUAGCAGUUUUAAACUAUGUAUGAAAGGCAGUAUUUUAUUGAUAUAUAACUGGCUUGCUUGUAUAAACAGUUGCACCUUUUGAUAUUAUUGAACGCUUGUUUUAAUGAGGAUAAAUCCAAUUUUAACAUUAUGCUAUCUUCCUUAUAAUUGCUAUCAGUAUUUCUCAUACCUCAGGAUAAGUAUUUAUUUAGAUAUCAACAGCACACAUCAUUUCUGUCAAAUUGUUUUAUGUUAUUGCUUUUUUUUAUUCAGGCUACUUUUCAACAUUUUAUAGCAGCAUUUACUUUUUUUUUUA